AAAGCAGCCAGGUUUCAAGUGCACCAUGAAGGUCAAAGUGUCUCUUCUUCUUCUCCUCCUGUCAUCAUUGACAGGCUUGUGUGACCUGCAGAAGAGUUAUGUGACGCGUGGUGAGCUGGUGGCUCUGCACUGUCCUUCCUUCUCUGACUCUGAUGGUUCCAACACGACCUGGACCAGUUACACUUCCCUGCCGAAGGACUUGUCCCAAAUGUCUGCAGCCGAGCAGCGAGAGGCGGAGGUGCUGCUGCAUCAGGAUCACUUUGUCAUCUUUAGCGCUUCAGAGAAACAUCAGGGGAAUUACUCCUGCACUGUUGGAGGCACUGAGCAGCAGAUCUGGUUCACCUUGAUAGUCCAGGAACACGUGGAUCCAAACGGGUAUUAUGAGCAUCAUUGCAGUGAGAGGCAAUCCUGCACUCUGCAAUGUGCAGAUCCCAGUGUUCCAGAAGAACUGACAAGCAACGUAACUUGGAACAAGGAUGGUGACUCAGGGAUGGAGGACCACGGUUUCUUCCCCAGUGUGACACAGACGGAUGGCGGUCUGUACAACUGCACAAGGUUUUACCAGUAUCAGGGCCGUACUUAUUACAAGCACUUCAUCGUGAAACUGAUCGUGGAGUCAGAGGAGGACUUCCCGGUGUAUGAAAAGAUAAUCGUACCAAAAGAUAAACAAGUGUUUCAGGUGGAUCUGGGACAAAAAGCCGAGAUCCUGUGCGAAGCAAACGCCAGGGUCAUCUGGAUAGUUGGGGAUGAGUUUGUGGACCAGAAUGACAGUUUGCGCAUCCAUUCAAACUCUUCAUGGAAUAAUGAUGGAAAAGCAUCUGCAUGGUUGAUUUUCAAGAGCGUGUUAGAGGAGGAUCUGCCAAAAAACUACACUUGCAAACUAGAUUCUCAAUGGGUCACCGUCACACUGGCCAAAAAUGUCCCCGUGUCCUACGUCCCCCUGGCUCUCAGUAUUGUUGGUAUAAUUGCACUGCUGGUUAUUGCUGUUGCCGUUUACGCCAAGUUCAAGAUUGAAAUCAAGCUGUACUUGCGGGACAGUCUGGGCUGCCAUCGGCAGCACUCAGAUGCCAAGCAGUACGAUGCUUUCCUGCUGUGCUACAAGAGUGAGACAGACUCGGGACUGAAGGAAAAUGACUUGAAAUGGUUGCACAGUAUUUUGGAAGAGAAGUUUGGAUACACCAUCUGUGACUUCCACCGUGACGUCUUACCUGGAGAAGUGGUAGCUGAGGUGGUUUUGGACUGCAUCGAGCAGAGCCGUGCGGUGGUUCUGGUCCCAUCCACGACGGACCCUGGACUGGGGUCUAGCCUGCCCAGUACCAUUCAUGAAGCCCUUGUGGAGCGGAAAGCAAACUUGAUUUUCCUAAAAACAAAGUCAAAGGUGGAAGGAGCCACUUCACUUUCCGAGUCCGUGGAGCUGUUGCAUGAGCCAGGUCACUGUGUGAACUGGGAGGGCCUGAGCUCCAUGCAGCCCUCAUCAUCUUUCUGGAAGCAGCUGCGCUAUCGCCUGCCAGCACCAUCUUCUUCCAGGGGGCCCAAAACCACACAUCAAAAGAUGCAAAAUCCUUGUGACAAUGUUUGAUAUCAGUAACUAUCACACUUGCUCACUCAAUGAUUGAAUGACAGUAAGCAGACCCCUAACUAAUAAUAGCGAAUUGAAAAUGUUGUCAACCAUGAUACGCAUAUCUUUAUUCUCUUCUGUGUAAUGCCUCAACCUGCAAGUUUCCCCACGACUGAGUGACAUAAUCAUGAAGCUAAGGAUCGACACAGAUAAACAUGACCAGAGUUUAAUA
Messenger RNA from Synchiropus splendidus (mandarinfish), 1790 nucleotides. Its product is annotated as interleukin-1 receptor accessory protein-like. The transcript is spliced from 10 exons. Gene Ontology annotation, biological process: signal transduction. The coding region runs from base 26 to 1579 and encodes 517 amino acids. Lineage: Eukaryota; Metazoa; Chordata; Actinopteri; Syngnathiformes; Callionymidae. The record is from RefSeq and is a predicted model, not a curated record.